UUUACUUACAUUACGUGGCUCUGAAAUUGUAAAGUUUUUAUAUUUAUAAAUGUUCUAAAAGUCUAAAGAUGCAUGCUGAGAGAUCAUCACAACAUUUUUAAUACUGAGAUAGUGCUGUACGAAAUUAAUAGCAGAGACACCACCAAAUUCUAAACAUGGCUUGUACAUCUACGCCAGACACCGCAUCAUGUGAUUUCACCAUCGUGGUUGACGGCACUGAAUUUAUAAGCCACCGGGAAAUCCUAAGUUCAGCUUCAAAUUACUUCGACGCCUUGUUUAGAAGCAACAUGAGGGAGACACAAGAAGGGAGGGUGGAGCUACAGGGUAUGACAAGUGAGACUUUUGCUGUUGUGUUAAAUUUCAUCCACCAGCGUGUCCAUGGUCUGACGGCUGAUAACAUUGAUGACAUCUGGGAUGCAGCGAAUCGUCUGGAUAUAGCAAUAUAUCUUAAAGUAAUAGAGCAAUUUAUAAUUGAUAAUUUAUCAAUUGAUAAUCUAUGGCACUUUUAUUUAAAAGCUAUCGAUUUCAAUUCCAUCCACACCAAAGAAGGGUCGUUAACGUUCAUGAAGCAAAAUUACGAGCUUGUAUUUAGGAUGAAAGAGUUUCUGAAUUUUCCUUUUCCUUUAGUGCUUUCAUGUAUCGAAAGUGAGGAGUUGAAUGUCAAGACAGAGGACUCAGUUUUGGAGUCCAUUUUAGUCUGGGUUUCUCACGGAAAGUACAGACCAGGUGCUUGUAUAUCACCUGACCCUAGCGAUACGGGAGCGGUGUGUAAGGAUGUUGAAUUUCAGACCAGUGAGGGUCACUCUCGUGACGUCACAAGUACUGGUCAGUCGGAAAGCGUCAGAAAGUUUGGUCAGAAUUGUGACACACGAACCGUAGCUGAGGCUGACGAAACUGACAAGCCUGACAUUAACUUCAGACAACAUGGUCAGCACGGUAACUUCAAAAAUGAAGAACACACUGGUGACGUCACAGAAUGUAGCCUGGCAUGCGAUCGAUUAAAUUAUCUCGCCGAACUCAUGUCGAGUGCCAAACUUACUUUAGCUACAGUCAGUUACCUAAGGAGUUUACUCACAAACCCGUAUAUAAUCCAAUGCCCAGAUGCCUAUCACGGAAUACAAGAAGCACUGAAAUACAAGUGUGGGGUGUAUCCUUUAGAGAGCGCCACAUUGACACCUCUUCGAACUAACAGCGGAAAGAGAAAUGCCUUGGCGUUUGUUGGAAUGGAUUUCGGUUUGCACCUCUACGAUUUGGAGAGCAAAACAUUCAGUAAAAUCAAGCUCGAGAACUUCAAGGGACGAUACAGAAGGGUUGUGUUUGUAGUAUCGCUGGGGUCGACACUUUGCUUCGUAUGUGAAAAGUACUUAAGAAAUUGUCCUUUCGCCAAUCAUAAAUGCCGCCUUUCAACUGUCCUUUUGUUAGAAGAAAAUAAAAAGUUAGUAAAAUUGUAUGAAAAGUGCGGUAAAGACGGUUUGCUCUUAUAUUUAUUUAUUGUAAAGAACAAAAUUUUUUGCGUCGAAACAAAUGAUCGCUAUGCUGUAACCAGAAGUCGCAUAUUUGAUCCCGACAUAUUCAAGGCAGUCAUAUUAAACACCCGUAUCAAUAUGUUUUCAGCCUUUGUUUUAGAAAACGAUAUUUUGUGGAUUGAUUUCAGAGACCAUCUCAUUAACCAAACUAACUAUUUACCAGUCAACACUUACAACGUUGAAACUAAAACUCAAACAGCAAAUCACAUACAAUGUUUGGGAAGACGACGUUUUAUGUCUGUGGCCAUACACAAAAACAAAGAAACGUUUCUUUUAUUCUCAAGCGGAGAUUUAGUAUCGGUCAAGAGAGGUUCUGACAACGCAGUCAAAUUCAUACCGGUGGUUCAACUUUGGAAUACUUUUGAAUUGUAUCUAAACGGAGCUGUUUGCUAUAAAAACGAGCUGACUUUGUUUUGUACAACAAGCCAUGUGUCAAAUUGGACAAUUUUGUCGUCAGUGCCGGGACUUUUUGACAAGAUCAAUGUCGUCGAUUUUACGGAGGUGAUGUGGACAUCAAAGAUGGUUCCUGUGAUGGCUCCCUUGUCUUGGUUUGAGUGAGGUUUUGGCAGUGCUUUUAAUGUCCCAUCCUCGGCUAUCACCAUUCUUUUAAAUAAAAGUCGUCAGCCAAUGAAAACCAUCGUAGAUAGUCAAACAUAAAAUGCAAAAAAAAAGAUUGUGAUUAAUGACAUUCAACAAACUCCAUCACACAGAUUACCAGCUGUUUCUAUUUUAAUUUUUCUUACGUGAAUUUACAUCACAAUUUACACAUUACCCUGUGUAUUUUAGAUUAUCAU
This is a messenger RNA of Physella acuta, 2320 nucleotides long. RefSeq lists its product as uncharacterized. The record is from RefSeq and is a predicted model, not a curated record. Gene Ontology annotation, molecular function: protein binding. NCBI's taxonomy places the organism in Eukaryota, Metazoa, Mollusca, Gastropoda, Physidae.